AUGGAUGACUACAAAUAUCAUGACAACUAUGAGGGCUAUGCCCCCAGUGAUGGCUAUUAUCGUGGUAAUGAGUCCAAUCCAGAAGAAGAUGCACAGAGUGAUGUUACAGAAGGCCAUGAUGAGGAGGAUGAGAUCUAUGAGGGCGAGUACCAGGGCAUCCCUCACCCAGAUGACAUCAAGACCAAGCAGACCAAGAUGGCACCCUCCAGGGUGGAUGGUCUUCGGGGCCAGGCAGACCUGAUGGCUGAGAGGAUGGAAGAGGAAGAGCAGCUGGCCCACCAGUAUGAGACCAUCAUUGAUGAGUGUGGCCACGGACGCUUCCAGUGGACCCUCUUUUUUGUUUUGGGUUUGGCCCUGAUGGCUGAUGGCGUGGAAGUGUUUGUGGUGAGUUUUGCCCUGCCCAGUGCAGAGAAGGACAUGUGUCUGUCUAGUUCCAAGAAAGGAAUGCUUGGGGUGAUAGUCUACCUAGGAAUGAUGGGGGGAGCCUUCAUCCUGGGGGGCCUGGCUGAUAAGCUGGGGAGGAAGCGAGUCCUCAGCAUGUCCCUGGCCGUCAACGCCUCCUUCGCCUCCCUCUCUUCCUUCGUACAGGGAUAUGGAGCCUUCCUCUUCUGCAGACUCAUCUCAGGCAUAGGUAUUGGGGGUGCACUGCCCAUUGUUUUUGCCUAUUUUUCUGAAUUCUUGUCCCGGGAGAAACGAGGAGAGCAUCUCAGUUGGUUAGGCAUCUUCUGGAUGACUGGAGGCAUCUAUGCGUCUGCCAUGGCCUGGAGCAUCAUUCCACACUAUGGCUGGGGCUUCAGCAUGGGCACCAGUUACCACUUCCACAGCUGGAGAGUGUUUGUCAUCGUCUGCGCUCUGCCCUGCACUGUGUCCAUGGUGGCCCUGAAGUUCAUGCCAGAGAGCCCGAGGUUUCUGCUAGAGAUGGGCAAACACGACGAAGCCUGGAUGAUUCUCAAGCACGUUCAUGACACCAACAUGAGGGCUAAGGGGACCCCAGAGAAGGUGUUUACGGUUUCCAACAUUAAAACUCCCAAGCAAAUGGAUGAAUUCAUUGAGAUCCAAAGUUCAACAGGGAGUUGGUACCAGCGCUGGCUAGUCAGAUUCAAGACCACUUUCAAGCAGGUCUGGGAAAAUGCUCUGUACUGUGUGAUGGGGCCCUACAGGAUGAACACACUGAUUCUGGCCGUGGUUUGGUUCACCAUGGCUUUAAGUUACUAUGGACUGACAGUUUGGUUCCCUGAUAUGAUCCGGUAUUUUCAAGAUGAAGCAUACAAGUCCAAAAUGAAGGUAUUUCACAAUGAGCACGUGUAUGGUGUCACAAUCAACUUCACAAUGGAAAAUCAGAUUCACCAACAUGGGAAACUUGUGAAUGACAAGUUCACAAAGAUGUACUUUAAACAUGUACUCUUUGAGGACACUUUAUUUGACGAGUGCUAUUUUGAAGACGUUACAUCGACUGAUACCUAUUUCAAAAACUGCACCAUUGAAUCGACCAUCUUUUAUAACACAGACCUCUACCAGCAUAAGUUCAUCAACUGUCAUUUUAUCAACGUCACCUUUCUGGAGCAGAAGGAGGGCUGCCACAUGGACUUGGAGCAAGAUAAUGACUUCUUGAUUUACCUCGUCAGCUUCCUUGGCAGUCUGUCUGUCUUGCCUGGGAACAUCAUAUCUGCCCUUCUCAUGGAUAGAGUCGGAAGGCUCAAGAUGAUUGGUGGCUCCAUGCUCAUCUCAGCUGUCUGCUGCUUCUUCCUAUUUUUUGGCAACAGUGAGUCGGCGAUGAUUGGCUGGCAGUGCCUGUUCUGUGGGACAAGCAUUGCUGCCUGGAAUGCUCUGGAUGUGAUCACGGUGGAGCUGUAUCCCACCAACCAGAGGGCAACAGCCUUUGGCAUCCUCAAUGGAUUAUGCAAAUUUGGCGCCAUCUUGGGAAACACCAUCUUUGCUUCUUUUGUUGGGAUCACCAAAGUGGUCCCCAUCCUUCUGGCUGCUACUUCUCUUGUUGGGGGUGGCCUGAUUGCUCUUCGACUGCCAGAGACUCGAGAACAGGUCCUGAUGUGA
Mesoplodon densirostris (Blainville's beaked whale) is the source of this 2052-nucleotide messenger RNA. It is a transcript of the gene SV2B, whose product is annotated as synaptic vesicle glycoprotein 2B. Gene Ontology annotation, molecular function: transmembrane transporter activity. The record is from RefSeq and is a predicted model, not a curated record. The transcript has 12 exons. Bases 1 to 2052 code for a protein of 683 amino acids. NCBI's taxonomy places the organism in Eukaryota, Metazoa, Chordata, Mammalia, Artiodactyla, Ziphiidae. Gene Ontology annotation, biological process: transmembrane transport; chemical synaptic transmission. Gene Ontology annotation, cellular component: membrane.